UCGGUCCCUUCCUAGCUUGGUUCUGGCCUGUCUCCAGAGUUCCUGGGAAGUUCUGGAGAGUAGCAUGUGCUCCAGAAGGUGGGAACUGUCUCUGGCUCUGGAACUUCUACUGCUGCCUCAUUUGUUCCUGGCAACCAGCGUACAAGAUUAUUCAAAAUAUGCCGUCUCCGGCAGCAACGUGAGUCUGCCAAUCUCCAGUUUGCCGAGGAACUACAAAUCACUCACCUGGUUUUAUACUGCUGACCAGAAGAUUGUAGAAUGGGAAUCCGGUCAGCUUAAAUACUUCAAUACUAAACUUAAGGACAAGGCCAGGCUUGAUCUUCAAAGUGGCACACUGCACAUCGAUAACGUCCAGAAGGAGGACAGCAGCACUUACCUCCUGAUGGUGCUGAAGGACACUGGGGAUGAGGACGAAUGGAAGAUCUCACUGGUGGUGCUUGACCCUGUACCAAAGCCUGACAUAAAAGUCAAGAAGACACAGGAAGUGAACAAGUGUAACCUAACCCUGUCCUGUGUGACCCAGGACCAGCCUGUAAACUACACCUGGUAUGCAGAGUCCCUUCCAAAAGAGUUCCAGAGCAGUGUGCUUGAAGUGACCCAUGCACCACAAAACUACUCCAGGUCUUACACCUGCCAAGUCAGCAAUCCUGUGAGCAGCCAAAAUGAGACAGUCAACUUCACUUCACCCUGUGUACAGGCCCCAUCCUCUGGAGUAGCUUGGACUGCAACUUGGCUAGUGAUCAUGGUAACCACUGUUCUUGGUCUCCUAUGGAUCUGAGAUAAGCUCUUCUAACUCAAGAGUGAAACUUCAAGAAUGCAAGAUCUUGCCCUCAUCAGUAACCAUACUAUUAACCAGGACAGAAGUUCUGGCUAUAUAGGAUGGGGGAAAGUACUGAGAUGUCUACAAGGAUUUUCAAAUUAACUUUUUUAAACCAUAGUAAUAUUUUAUUUUA
Molecule: messenger RNA, 953 nt
Organism: Balaenoptera ricei (Rice's whale)
Lineage: Eukaryota; Metazoa; Chordata; Mammalia; Artiodactyla; Balaenopteridae
Gene: CD48
Product: CD48 molecule
Exons: 4
Coding region: 65-778 (237 amino acids)
Source: RefSeq, a predicted model, not a curated record